AUGACAGAUUUUUUCAAUCACACUGGCAUUCUUCAUGAACAAUCUUGUGCUGAGACUCCGCAACAAAAUAGCAAAGUGGAAAGGAAGCAUCAACACAUUCUCUCUCUAGCUAGGGCCCUCAAAUUCCAAUCCAACCUUCCUCCUGCCUUUUGGGCAGUUUGUGUCAGGCAUUCAGUUUAUUUGAUCAACAAGGUUCCCACAAUUGUUCUCGGGAACCUCACUCCUUAUGAGAAGCUAUACAAACAGAAACCAGACCUUUCUGACCUCAAGGUCUUUGGUUGUUUAUGCUUUGCUUCUACACUUUCUAACAAUAGAGCAAAGUUUGAUUCAAGAUCUAGAAAGGGAGUUUUCAUUGGCUAUCAACGUGGCAUUAAAGGUUACAAAAUUUAUGACUUUUCCACACAUGAUGUUUUUGUCUCCAGAGAUGUUCAAUUUCAUGAAAAUGUGUUUCCAUUUCAUAACCAAAACCCAGACCAUUCCCCACCCUAUUCUACUCCAUCUGAUCCUGCUCUCUAUGAUGAUCCAAGUCCAAAUUAUAGUCCAACAUCACAACCACCUAUCACUCCCCAACCACUCACAUCGGAUCAGGACACCUCCUUUGACACAGAUGAUGAACCAGACUCCCCACCCACAUCAUCUAAUUCACCAUCCCCACCACCUCCCCCACCACCAGUACCACAACAACCUCUAAGAAAGUCAACUAGAGUUCCCAAAAGACCUACCCACCUUCAGCAAUACCAUUGUAACCUGCUUCAACAGUGUUCUUCUACCAGUCAUUCUACUCAACUGCCACAUACAGGUAUGACAUCAGAUCUUUCCUCCCUACUUGAUUACUCCACUCUCUCACCUACUCACAAAAACUUUGUCUCAAGCAUCUCUUCUAUUAAGGAACCUGAAACAUAUAAGGAGGCAAUUCAAUUUCCAGAAUGUAAUGAUGCCAUGACAGCUGAAACUCAAGCUCUAGAAGCCAACCAUACUUGGGAUGUGGUUGAACUACCCCCUAGUAAAAAACAAGUUGGCAACAAGUGGGUUUACAAGAACAAACACCUUUCAUAUGGCAGUUUAGAGAGACAAAAAGCCAGAUUAGUGGCCAAAGGUUACAGUCAACAAGAGGGUGUUGACUACCAGGAUACCUUUGCUCCUGUAGUCAAAAUGUCAACAAUCAGGCUAUUUCUAGCCAUUGUUGCAUCACAGAACUGGCACAUCCAACAAUUGGAUGUCAACAAUGCAUUUCUGCAUGGAGACUUAGACCAAGAAGUUUAUAUGAUGCUACCACCUGGAUAUGUUCCUCCACCUGGUCUCAAAAACCCUGUUUGCAGACUAAAGAAAUCAAUCUAUGGUCUCAAGCAAGCAUCAAGACAAUGGUUCACCAAGCUUGCUGAAAAAUUACAGUCACAAGGCUACAUUGCCAGUAAGGUAGACCAUUCUCUUUUCUACAAACAAUCAGGUUCUUCCUACACCUGCAUCCUAGUCUAUGUUGACGAUUUAGUCAUUGGAGGAACUGACAUUGGAGAAAUUGAGCAUCUCAAGUCAUUUCUACAUCAAACAUUCAGCAUUAAGGAUAUGGGAGAUUUGAAAUUUUUCAUGGGAAUAGAAGUGGCAAGAAGCAAAAAGGGCAUUCACAUUUCUCAAAGGAAGUAUACAUUAGAGAUCCUGGAGGAGGCAGAUCUCCUCAAUUGCAAACCUGUUACUACUCUUAUGGACUACAAACUUCAUCUAUCAGCAGAGCAUAGUGAUCCCUUUCCUAAUCCGGAAGCAUACAGGAGAUUGGUGGGCAAAUUGAUUUAUCUCACAACUACCCGCCUAGAUAUAAGCUAUGCAACACAACAGGUCAGUCAAUACAUGUCCAACCUCAGUAAUUCUCAUUACAAAGCAGUGCCAAGGAUCCUGCGUUACCUUAAAUCAGCUCCCACAAGUGGAUUGUUCUUCUCUUCCAAUUCAAAUCUCCAUUUGAAGGCAUUCAGUGACUCAGACUGGGCUGCAUGUGUCGAUACCAGACGCUCAGUAACUGGAUACUGUGUUUACUUGGGCGACUCACUGGUCUCAUGCAAGUGCAAGAAGUAG
Molecule: messenger RNA, 2064 nt
Organism: Linum trigynum
Lineage: Eukaryota; Viridiplantae; Streptophyta; Magnoliopsida; Malpighiales; Linaceae
Source: the annotation of a GenBank genome assembly